GAACUUGCCCCAGCGAGCCAACUCCUCGGAGCCAAGUAUCCUAGACAGCAGCCUGUACUGUCAUUGUACCGCUAUCUCGACUAAUUAGCUCCCUUAUUUGAACUGGGAUUCGGUUGCUGAGCACUACGACCUAAAUUACACGUACACGACGCAGUACGGGACCCAAAGGUCGCAUGUAAAACGGUUGCAUAUGGAACGGGUGCUGGCUUAUGAAUAUAUUGACAGUCCGAAACCGCUUCAUCCUCGGAGAACGCUGGACCAAUUCUACUAUUCCUCACUGUGGAAUACGAGCACCAGGGACAGCGAUCAGACCAUCUCUAAAUGGACCGGGACUGGGGUGGAGCCGGGUGGCAGACAAAGGGCCGCGAGCAGCAGCCGCCUUAUCAUGGUUGACCAACUAUGGUGUUGGGUGCUGGAUGAGAAAACCGUCUUGUCGUUCUUCCCAUCCGGCGACCUUCAGUACAAGCACGUAGGCUUUACCGCUCUCUAUGAAAGCGUCUUGGAGAGUUGGACGCUGUGCGAGUCAGCGUGGGACCUUUAUGCACUGCUAGUCAAAGAGGCAGCUUCGUUUAUCUUCCGCCAAGAUAACAAGCGAUUUACAGAUCUGGUCGAGACGUACAGGUGGGCCAUUGGUACCAAGACGGCAUCUCAAACAAGCUAUUUUGAGGAAUACAGUCAGAACCACUCGGCGGGAGACUCGUCAGACUCAACGGCACUAGACGAUCGACGCGAGCUUCGACUCGUCCUAGACUUUGCAGACAUCAUUGACGAGCUCAACAUGAUUCGCCAUCUUGCCGAGACACAGCGCGAGGUCAUCAAGUCGCUGGCUACGGCGCUCGGGAGGCUCGAUCCGGCAGAUGAUUCACCAACGAACCGCGGAGGCAUCGUCUUCCGCCACAACACCUUCACCUGUACGGGAGAAGGUCAUCAGGUGGUAAACAUGAACCAUGGGGGAACCAGAAUAGAGGCAGAGGUGAUCCGGACCAUUGCCCAAGGUAUCAAGGGCGCGGCAAGCAAAACCAUCAUCUCGGCUGACGAAACGCUGGACUUGCUUCUCGCAGAACUGGGCGUCAUGAGGAAAGACGCCGAAUACUCGCAUAAAAUGCUGAUGGACCUGCUCGAUCUCAAACAAAAAGCGGCGGCACUGGCUGAAGCCCGGUCAACAAGCCAGCAAGGGCGCGUUGUCAUGCUGUUUACCAUCGUCACAAUUAUCUUUCUGCCCCUAUCCUUCUUUACCUCAUACUUUGGCCAAAAUAUCUCAGAUAUAACCGGCGACGACAAGAACCCAAGCAGUCAAGAGCUGUGGCGAUAUGGAGCACCCAUCAGCGUUGUGGUGAUCCUCUCGGCCCUAUUAGUUGCAUACUUCAUCACCAAACCGGAGUGGUUUUGGUUCUGUGGGAAACGCCGUGCUGCCGCCGAAGCUUAUGCCAUUGAAUUAGCAUCUUUGCGUUCGUGAAGGGCCGGGCCAGAAAGGAGGGACGGGUUGUUGUUUGUUGUCUGAGGAGAACAUGGCAGUUAGAUAUCUUUAGCCUCUACUCCACGAUGAAUUCCGGGUGCCUAAAGCUGUCUCUUUAGGUCCUUUGCCAAGCUGUAUCUAUUUUGCG
This is a messenger RNA of Chaetomium fimeti, 1604 nucleotides long. RefSeq lists its product as uncharacterized. The record is from RefSeq and is a predicted model, not a curated record. NCBI's taxonomy places the organism in Eukaryota, Fungi, Ascomycota, Sordariomycetes, Sordariales, Chaetomiaceae. The transcript has 6 exons. Gene Ontology annotation, biological process: transmembrane transport; metal ion transport. Gene Ontology annotation, molecular function: metal ion transmembrane transporter activity. Gene Ontology annotation, cellular component: membrane. Bases 191 to 1456 code for a protein of 421 amino acids.